Drosophila obscura is the source of this 430-nucleotide messenger RNA. RefSeq lists its product as uncharacterized. The transcript has 4 exons. The record is from RefSeq and is a predicted model, not a curated record. The coding region runs from base 1 to 381 and encodes 126 amino acids. NCBI's taxonomy places the organism in Eukaryota, Metazoa, Arthropoda, Insecta, Diptera, Drosophilidae.
AUGAAUACCUUGUGGUUUAUCAUAUUAUUUGCCAUUGGACUGAUCGCAAUCCGCGGACACUUUGAGUUCAACAAUGUUCGCUGCUUGAUGCGGGAUCGGAACUUCAUGGAAUUUGACUACUGCUAUCUGAGAUCCGUGAAUCGCACCUACAAAUACUUGUCGUUGAAAACCAAAAUUCACCAUCUUCCUAUUACAAACACUGCGGUCAGAAUGGAGAUACGGCUGCGGGAGAACAAGAGAAUCCUGUACAACUUCAAUGUCCGCUUCGACGGAUGCAAGUUCAUGCGCGAGCGCAACAACGUCAUUGUCAACUGGUUUUACCAAACCAUUGUCGACUACACGAAUUUGAACCACACCUGUCCCUACAACUUCAGCAUAUAAACAAGAUGAUCCAGAAUGUCGUGCCGGAUGGGCGAUAUUAUUUCAAUAG